Messenger RNA from Anopheles funestus (African malaria mosquito), 2409 nucleotides. RefSeq names its product pro-resilin-like. The transcript has 3 exons. The coding region runs from base 977 to 1909 and encodes 310 amino acids. Gene Ontology annotation, cellular component: extracellular matrix. The record is from RefSeq and is a predicted model, not a curated record. Lineage: Eukaryota; Metazoa; Arthropoda; Insecta; Diptera; Culicidae.
AUGUUUCCUAGGAAAUUGUAGUUUACCUUUUACUACAAUAUUUGUAGCUUACGAUUAGUGCCCUUCUCAUGCAUUACCAUUCACUCAUCUGCUUUUCUUGCUGAACGUGGCCUGCGCACAUCGCAUUCUCUAAAGCAGCAUAAUUUGUUAACAUGGAAAAUAAUCCGAUUCAAUUUCAUGCCCAGUUAACCACGCGUAACAUCGCAGCUGCCCAUCCCAUGGCUAAUAUUUACCAAUUCCUCUUUCUUUACCACAUCGGUCAUCUCGUUUCGAUCUCCCUUCCAUAGUGCACAAAAUCUUCACGACGCAUACUUUAUUUGUCAGUUUCCAUUCAUGUUUCCCGAUCAUUUUCUUUCCAAGGUUUCAUUUCGUUGAAAAUCACAUUCAAGCGAAGCAUAAAACAUAACACCACAAAAAACCCAACAACCAACUAACCACCGAUCAAGGUCAAAAUUCACGUAAGGUGAAAAUUAGGAUUUUCGCCUCGGCUAACCUUGGGCGUUGGUUUCGAAGGCAUAAAAAACAGUUUUGGUCAGACCAUAUUGCUUCAGCUAGCUUCGGUCAAUGAAGAAAUAAGGGAGAAAAACGUUAAACGCAUCGACAUUCGUUUGGCGCUAAAGUUUGCGUACCAACCAUGGACAUGUUGCUCGUUUGACUGACUGCUGCAGCCAUGAAACGUUUGCUCGCUACGCCCACGAAUUCUAGCUGUCGCAUGCCAUGACCAAUCGUCGUGUCACAGAACUGAACCUCAAAUUAGCGAAAUCGUACCGAUUGCCUAUUUUUGAAGGGCCUUACCACUGUUUCUUGGCGCUAAUUAGUCAAUAUUUUAUUUCGCAUAGAACUUGACUGUCAACCAUCCUUUGAGUGAGCCACGACAAUAUAAAUACCCAACACAUUUGUUCGAAAAGUAUCAUUCGUCAGUUAACCGUUCUUACAAACAGCAGCAGAAGCAACAAUCCUCAAUACCGUAGCAAAAAUGUUCAAAAUCAUUGUACUAACUGUUGUCUCUCUGGCUGUGGCUGCAUCGGCCCAGUACUGGGGUGGAUUCGGUUACGGUGCUGAGCAUCAUGGCCAUCACGACUACUAUUCGCAUCCCAGCUACAAGUUCGAGUAUGGAGUGAAGGAUCCCCACACCGGUGACCACAAGAGCCAGUGGGAACAUCGGGACGGAGAUGUCGUCAAAGGAGCCUACACCCUGCACGAGGCCGAUGGAACUGAGCGUGUUGUGGAGUACUCGUCCGACAAGCACAACGGCUUCCAGGCUCAUGUGAAACGUGUGGGCCAUGCUUAUCACCCACAGGUCUACGGACACCAUGGUGGCUAUUAUGGAGGACAUGGCCAUGGUGCAGGAUAUAGCUACAGCAAACUUGAUCAAGUGACUUCAAUGCUACUGAUGGUGAUAGCUAUGGGAAGUGCGUAUGUCACAGGCAACGGAUACAAGAUCCUUACCAAACAUUCGUCGCAAUACUUUGGUAGCGGUGCUAACUCCAUUGAUUCCUAUCAACCGCUGGGUAUUGGAUCGGGAUACAGUGAAGCCGGUCUAGUCGGAUACAAAUCCAUUCAGGAUGGUGGUUACCCGGAGAACGGUUAUGACUACAGUGAUCACUACGCAUAUCCAAAGUACAAGUACGAUUACGGUGUGCAGGACGCACACACCGGUGAUCACAAGAGCCAGUGGGAGAUCCGUGAUGGGGACGUCGUCAAGGGUGGCUACACGCUGUACGAUGCCGAUGGCACAAAGCGUGUAGUGGAAUAUACUGCGGAUAAGCACAACGGAUUCAACGCCGUGGUGAAAAAGAUUGGCCAUGCGAGCCACCCACAGGUGUACAAGACGGAGCAUGGCAUUUCUGGCGGUGGCUACGAUGAAGCGGAGGGUUAUAGCUACAGCAACAUCAAUCAACAUCUGUAAAAUGUGACCGUUAGUCGGCAGAGUACGCCUUUAUUUAUUUACACUGCCUGCUUUUUUCUCUUCGCUUUGCGCUCGGUACAGUAUUCGAUCGCUGCCCGAAAUACAUGUAUUGAAGCUAUAAAUAAAAACGCCUGAAUGUAUGCACAGCUCGAAGCGCAUAAUUCGAGUACGAAAAUAUAACAGUUUUGUUUGUAAUUUUUUAUGAAUUCAUUUUUUGAUCCCUGUGAAAAUUAACAUAAAACGCUAAUUAUAUUUUCAAUAUAAAUUUUAUACCUUUUAAACUCUCCUAGACGUAGUAGACUAUUGAGCAAGCUUGUUUUUCAGAGCAUACCUAAAUGUAGUUAAUUCAAAAUUUAUAUUUUUUCCCUGCAUUGUCGUUUGUUGAUUUUGUUCGUUAUCGAUAUAAUCCAGAAUUUUACUGAUAUUGAUCAAAUCAUGCAGACAAUAGUAGUGGAAUUUCGCACGGAAUUUCACAUUGAAAAUGUUCAACAUUACAGAAA